AUGGAAGUGAGUCUACGUAAUGGCAUAGUCUUAGACUUAGAGAAAGAUAGGGCUCAAGAAAGCAGACCAGUUGAGACACUUGUUCUAGUGCCCAUUGAACUAGAUGAUUCAAUAAGACUGACUGAGGUGACAGUGCAGCCUGCCCGGGAAGAAACCAACACACAGAUUGAGGCUGAGAAAGAAGGUGAGAUGACCCAGGAACCAGUAGUAGAGGUAAAUAUUCCUUUGAUUAAUGCUUUAAAAGAGAUGCCUGGUUAUGCAAAAAUGAUGAAGGACUUGAUGUCCCGAAUAUUCGACUUCCAAGACUUGGCCACAGUAAUUCUAACUCAAACUUACAGUGUUGUUGUAACUAGACCAGUUGCUAAAACGUUGUCUGAUCUAGGGAGUUUCACAAUUCCCUGCACCAUAGGGGACUUUGCCUUUACCAAGGCACUCUGUGAUUUGGGGGGCAACAUUAAUAUUAUUCCCCUGGCUAUCUAUAAGAGAGUAGAUGAAGAAAUUCUCAUAAUUUUAGGAAGUGCAUUCUUGGCCACGAGGCGAGCUCUCAUUGAUUGUGAAACUGGAGAGCUCAAGAUGAGGUUGAAUGAUAAGGAGAUAACAUUCAACGUGCACAAAUCUAUGAGGCGACCAAAGGAUGAUGAGACCCUGAUUAUUGAGGAUCCUCUAGCUACAUUUCUCAUGAAUUUAGAUGAGGUGAAUGGGGAAGAAUUGGCGGAGUGGGUGCUGGCUCUUGAGGGCAAAGGCUAUUGGAAGAGAUCAAUUGAAUUUGAGCCCCUACAUUUAGAAAAAAGAGAAACUCCUCCAACCAAGCCAUCCAUACAAGAACCACCAAAGCUAGAGUUGAAGCCACUUCCCGCCCAUCUCAGGGUAACAUUCGAGGAGUUGAAGAUGAGGCUAGUCAUAGCACCCAUCAUUGUUUCCCCCAACUGGGAGAAACCAUUUGAACUCAUAUGUGACGCCAGUGACUAUGUAGUGGGAGCAGGGUUUUUGAAGAAGAAUAUAUUCACCCAUUUCGAGAUCCCGAUAGCCAUUAUCAGUGAUGGAGGCAUUCACUUCUACAAUCGAGCCUUCGAGAAAUUGCUAGCAAAGUAUGAUGUGCACCACAAGGUGGCAACCCCAUGCCAUCCACAGAUCAGUGGUCAGGUUGAAGUGUCUAAUGGAGAGAUAAAGAGUGUGUUGACCAAAACUGUGAAUGCCACAAAAACUGAUUGGGCGAAAAAAUUAGAUGACACACUUUGGGCCUAUAGAACAGCUUUCAAAACACCAAUUUGUAUGUCACCAUACAAGUUGGUGUUCCGGAUAGCUUAUUACUUGCCAGUGGAGCUAGAACAUAGAUCUUGGUGGGAAUUGAAAUAG
This is a messenger RNA of Nicotiana tabacum (common tobacco), 1356 nucleotides long. The record is from RefSeq and is a predicted model, not a curated record. Lineage: Eukaryota; Viridiplantae; Streptophyta; Magnoliopsida; Solanales; Solanaceae.